Molecule: messenger RNA, 1470 nt
Organism: Lasiosphaeria miniovina
Lineage: Eukaryota; Fungi; Ascomycota; Sordariomycetes; Sordariales; Lasiosphaeriaceae
Product: Nin one binding Zn-ribbon like-domain-containing protein
Exons: 5
Coding region: 1-1470 (489 amino acids)
Biological process (GO): ribosomal small subunit biogenesis; maturation of SSU-rRNA
Cellular component (GO): preribosome, small subunit precursor
Molecular function (GO): RNA endonuclease activity
Source: RefSeq, a predicted model, not a curated record
AUGGAACAGCCCGCGACCGAACCCGCGACUGAGCCCGUGGCUCAGGCGGUGGAGGUUGUUAACCCCGCCCCCGCCACAGCGCUCGGAGGCUCAACCCACUCGACGACAUCGCCUAUUCCGGCGCCGGCAACGCCAGCCAAGGCCGUGCACUGCCUGGUCUUGGACGCCAAUGCCAUAAUAAAGAACGAUCCUACGGUGUCUACUCUGAUUGCUCAAGCAGACGAGCUCUACACGAUCCCGGCCGUGGUGGCAGAAAUCCGUGACGAGGCGACGAGAUCUCGGUUCGAGAUAACCUUGCGACCAUUUCUCAAAAUCAGAACCCCAAGACCAGAGUCGGUCCAAUUCGUCACUAGCUUCGCGCGGCGGACAGGCGACCUGCAAGUCCUCUCGGCGCCAGAUCUGCAUCUUCUCGCCCUGACGUACGAUUUGGAAUUAGAGAAAAAUGGCGGUGACUGGCGUCUUAGGCGUGAGCCGAACCAGAAAACCAUCAAUGGAAAGCCGCCUGGAGCCGUGGAAGCUGCGCAAGAAGGGCAAAGUACUACAGCCGAGGAAGUCGGCACCGCAACCGAGCAACUAGAAACUGGCGCAGAGAUAGCGAAGGAAGUAGAUAGCAGUGUUGCAGUGGAGGAUAAACUUGAGGCGGCUGCAGAAGUGAACGACGCCUUGGCUGAGCCAAAAGAGGAGGCCAGCGAAGCCUCAGUGCAGGCUACAACAAACGAGCUGGAAGAAAAGCUGGAAGACCUUGACCUGAGCGGCCAAGUAAGCGAGGACGCAGCUGUCGAUGCACCGGAGGAGGUAGAAGGGUCCGGAUCAGAGUCUGAAGAGAACGAUGGUGCAGGAGAGUGGAUAACCCCAAGCAAUAUAAAGAAGCACCAAGCCCGCGAAAACACCCAUAAGGCGCCGCAGCCGAUUCAGCGAACCCUGAAGGCUGCCCUGAUCACCGCUGAUAUGGCCAUGAGACACGUGGCAUUGAGGAUAAACCUGAAUCUCUUGGAUACUGGCUUCUCUCGCAUCACCUAUUUGAAGACAUGGGUUCUGAGGUGCCAUGGCUGCUGGAAGGUUUGCAAGGACAUGUCAAAGCAGUUCUGUCCUUCUUGCGGGCAGCCGACUCUGACGCGGGUAUCCUGCUCCACAGAUGCCUCAGGAAACUUCAAACUGCACCUCAAGCAGAACUUCCAGUACAACAACAGGGGAAAUGUGUAUAGCAUUCCCAAGCCCACACACGGCUCGGCGAGCGGCAAGCUCGCAAACGUCAAGGGAGGUGGCAAGCAGGGGUGGGGAAGCCAGCUUAUCUUAGCCGAGGACCAAAAGGAGUACAGCAAGAUACUCGAAGAAGAUCGCCGGACGAGAUACCGAGAUCUUAUGGACGAGGAUUAUCUGCCGAGCAUCCUGACCGGUUCUAGGAAUUCGGGCCAUGGGAGGCCCAAGGUGGGAGCGCCUCGCAAUGUCAACGCGAAUAAGAGGGGCUGA